Durusdinium trenchii is the source of this 771-nucleotide messenger RNA. The record is from the annotation of a GenBank genome assembly. Lineage: Eukaryota; Dinophyceae; Suessiales; Symbiodiniaceae.
AUGAGACCUGUCGCCUGGCAGAUGCGUGUCGCCAGAAGGAUUGGUCCCUUGCGGAUGCUUUGGUCGAUGCGGCGGAUCUCACCGAGCUGGACUCCGACCAAUUCAAUGCUCCUUUACACUGGGCGGCUUGGAAUGGCAAAGAAGAGUUGGUGGAGGAGCUCCUCCGGCGCGGAGCACCGCUCCGGCAGCCGAACGCUGAGGGGCUCCAGGCGGUGCACCUGGCGGUGCGGAACGGGCAGCUGUCGGCCUUGGCAGCCUUGUGGAGACAUGACCGAAAUAUUGCCAUGGAGCCUGACGGCGAGGGUGGCACACCACUCCACCAUGCAGCUCACGGCGGUUACCUUCAUGUCCUGGAAUGGCUGUGCGCCGGUGGGGGCAAUGCCUGGCCGAAGGUAUCUCCAGGGAGCUGGCGUGAACUCCCGCGAUGCCUAUGAGCUUACGCCUUUGCACUGUGCGGUGAUGGCAGGCAAACAGCAGACUGUGCAGCUCUUGCUGAGGCGCUCUGCAGAUGCCUUGUCGGUGGACACCAAGGGUCGCCUGCCGCUGCACUGGGCUGCGCUGCACGGGCGUGGCGCACUGCCGGCCUCGGUUCAUUCCGAAGGGUCCCUGGGUGGCCUGGUGGCCCUCCGAAGCAAGGACUCCGGUGGCCGACUUCCACGUGAACUGGUUCAGAGAUGGGAUGUGGCCACACGGCUCCAGCUGGUGGCUUUGGAGGCUUGGUGCACAUGGCAAGAGACAGCGGGUCGCUGGAGGCAUUUGCCGGCUCCAUGA